This is a messenger RNA of Odobenus rosmarus divergens (Pacific walrus), 2853 nucleotides long. It is a transcript of the gene CCDC39, whose product is annotated as coiled-coil domain containing 39. Gene Ontology annotation, biological process: cilium movement; cilium-dependent cell motility; inner dynein arm assembly. Gene Ontology annotation, cellular component: axoneme. The transcript is spliced from 21 exons. Bases 1 to 2853 code for a protein of 950 amino acids. The record is from RefSeq and is a predicted model, not a curated record. NCBI's taxonomy places the organism in Eukaryota, Metazoa, Chordata, Mammalia, Carnivora, Odobenidae.
AUGAGUAGCGAAUUCUUGGCGGAGCUGCACUGGGACGAUGGGUUUGCUAUCCCGGUGGCAAACGAGGAGAACAAGAUACUGGAAGAUCAGUUGUCAAAGAUGCAGGAGGAAAGGUCAAGCUUGCAAGAUCAGCUACGUGACUAUGAAGAUAGAAUUAAUGCUAUGACUUCUCACUUCAAAAAUGUUAAGCAAGAAUUUUCAUUUACACAGUCUCUUUGUAAAGCCAGGGAGCAUGAGAUUGAAAGUGAAGAGCAUUUUAGGAUCAUUGCUGAAAGAGAACUGGGACGAGUGAAGGAUGAAAUCCAACGACUGGAAAAUGAAAUGGCUUCAAUACAGGAAAAGAAAAGUGAUAAGGAAAAUAACAUAUUUAAAACUACUCAAAAAUUGGAUGGUUUAAAAUGUCAAAUGAACUGGGACCGGCAAGCAUUGGAAGCCUGGUUAGAAGAAUCAGCUCGUAAAGAUAGUGAUGCCCUCACUCUUCAGAAGUAUGCACAACAAGAUGAUAGUAAAAUUAGGGCACUGACCCUGCAAUUAGAAAGACUGACUUUGGAAUGUAAUCAGAGAAGAAAGGUACUUGACAACGAACUUACGGAGACUCUAAGUGCACAGUUAGAAUUGGAUAAAGCAGCACAAGAUUUUCGUAAGAUUCAUAAUGAAAGACAAGAACUCAUUAAACAGUGGGAGAACACAAUAGAGCAGAUGCAGAAGAGAGAUCGAGACAUUGAUAACGGUGCCUUGGCAUUAGCAAGGAUAAAGCAGGAAAUAAGAGAAAAAGAAAAUUUGGUUAAAGAAAAGAUCAAGUUUUUGGAAAGUGAGAUUGGGAAUAAUACAGAGUAUGAGAAAAAAAUUUCUGUUGCUGCUCGUAAACUUUUAAAAUGUAGAACGGAGUAUCAGCAUCAUGAAAAUAACAGAAAUCAGCUGAAAGAUGAGCUGGAUUCUUUAAAAGCCACUGUGAAUAGAAGUUCCAGUGAUUUAGAAGCUAUAAGGAAAAAUAUUUCCAAAAUAAAGAAGGACAUUCAUGAAGAAACAGCAAGGUUACAGAAAAUUAAAAAUCAUAACCAGAUUGUAAGAAAAAAAUUAAAGCAGAUAACUGAGAAAACAAUGUCUGUAGAAGAGAGAGCUACCAAUUUGGAAGAUACGCUAAGGGAGGAGGAAAAAAGUGUAAAGGAAGUGGAAGUUCAAUUGAACAUAGUGAAAGAUGUGCUGUUUAAGAAAGUUCAGGAAUUACAGACUGAGACAAUGAAAGAAAAAGCUGUUGUAUCAGAAAUUGAAGGAACUCGUUCCUCCCUAAAGCACCUCAACCAUCAGUUACAUAAACUGGAUUUUGAAACCUUGAAGCAGCAAGAAAUUAUGUACAGUCAGGAUUUUUACAUUCAACAAGUGGAACGCCGAAUGUCACGGUUAAAAGGAGAAAUUAAUUCAGAAGAAAAACAAGCCCUGGAAACAAAAAUUGUUGAACUUAAAAAGACAUUGGAAGAGAAAAAAUCUACAUUUGGCCUUUUGGAAACACAGAUCAAGAAGCUUCAUAAUGAUCUUUAUUUUAUCAAGAAGUCAAACAGUAAAAAUUGUGAUGAAAAACAGCUCCUCAUGACCAAAAUAAAUGAACUAAAUCUUUUCAAUGACAGAUCAGAGAAAGAACUUAAUAAAACCAAAGCUUUGAAACAGGAUUUGAUGAUAGAAGACAAUCUUUUAAAACUUGAAGUUAAACGUACUAGAGAAAUGCUUCACAGUAAGGCAGAAGAAGUACUUUCUCUGGAAAAAAGAAAACAGCAAUUACACACAGCUAUGGAAGAACGAAUCGAAGAAAUUAAAGUUCACAAAACAAUGCUUGCAUCACAAAUAAGAUAUGUUGAGCAAGAACGGCAGAACAUAAGUGCUGAGUUUCAUGAGAGGCUAAGUAAAAUUGAUAAGCUGAAGAAUAGAUAUGAAAUUCUUACUGUUGUAAUGCUGCCUCCUGAAGGAGAAGAGGAGAAAACCCAGGCCUAUUAUGUGAUAAAGGCUGCUCAAGAAAAAGAAGAACUUCAAAGGGAAGGUGACAGUUUGGAUGCUAAGAUCAACAAAGCUGAAAAAGAAAUCUAUGCUCUAGAAAACACCUUGCAAGUGCUGAGAAGUUGCAACAACAAUUAUAAACAAUCUUUUAAAAAAGUGACUCCAUCCAGUGAUGAGUAUGAACAAAAAAUCCAACUAGAAGAACAAAAAAGAGCUAUUGAUGAAAAAUACAGAUACAAACAAAGACAAAUCAGGGAACUACAGGAAGAUAUCCAGAGCAUGGAAAAUACUUUAGAAGUUAUAGAACAUUUAACAAAUAAUGUCAAAGAAAAAUUAUCAGAGAAGCAGGCUUAUUCAUCUCAACUAAAUAGAGAAACUGAGGAGCAGAAGCCAAAAUUAGAGAGAGCAAUUAAACAGUGUGCAAAACUCACCAAGGAAAUCCGACUUUUGAAAGACACAAAAGAUGAAACACUAGAAGAACAAGAUAUCAAACUUCGUGAAGUGAAACAUUUCCACAAGAUCAUUGAUGAAAUGCUAGUUGAUGUCACAGAAGAAAACGCUGAGAUCCGUAUUAUCCUUCAAACAUACUUUCAACAGAAUGGUUUAGAACUACCUACAGCUGGUACAAAAGGCAGUCGCCAGAGUUCUAGAUCUGCUUCACAGACUUCACUGUUAUCAACAAGGUCAUCCAGAAGUUCCACAAGUACUGCCUCUCAGACUUCAAUUAAAGUAUUAGAGCUGAACUUCCCAGCCUCCUCUUCAGGGCCUGGCAAUAUUUCUAGGCCACCAAGUGCGACCAGUAGCUCCAGUAAUGGUAAAAACAAAAAGGAAAUAGCCAGCAAAUGGUAUAGCCAAGUCCAAUGA